Molecule: messenger RNA, 4654 nt
Organism: Cyanistes caeruleus (blue tit)
Lineage: Eukaryota; Metazoa; Chordata; Aves; Passeriformes; Paridae
Gene: MAP6
Product: microtubule associated protein 6
Biological process (GO): regulation of microtubule cytoskeleton organization; cytoskeleton-dependent intracellular transport; dendrite morphogenesis
Cellular component (GO): cis-Golgi network; Golgi-associated vesicle; dendrite
Molecular function (GO): microtubule binding; calmodulin binding
Source: RefSeq, a predicted model, not a curated record
AUGGAGGUUGCCGUGACCCUGCAUGCGGGUGCACACAUGAAUGCCUUGUACAUGCGUAUGUUGGCAGGUGUGGGCACACUCACAGCCAGGAGGCACACGUGUGUGCAGGCGGGCGGGCAGCCGGCGGAGCCCAGCCGGGGCCGGGCGGCUGCCGAUGCUGUCAACAGGCAGAUCAAAGAGGAGGUGGCGGCGGGGGUCAGCUCGUCCUACAGAAAUGAGUUCAGACCCUGGAUAGAUGUCAAGCCUGUGAAAGCGAUAAAAGCAAAGCCCCAGUACAAGCCACCAGAGGAGAAAAUGACCCAUGAAACCAGUUACAGUGCUCAGUUCAAGGGGGAAACCAGUAAGCCUUCUCCAGCUGAUAACAAAUACCUGGAACGCAGAAGAAUACGCACUCUCUACAGUGAACCCUACAAAGAACCUCCAAAGGUGGAAAAGCCUAGCAUAAAGCCUUCCAAACCAAAAAAGACCACAACAAGCCAUAAACCCCUGAAAAAGGCCAAAGACAAGCAGAUUGCAUCUGGCCGGGCUGCCAAGAAAAAGAGCGCCGAGACCUCCAACACCGCAAAGCCAGAGGAUAAGGAGAAAAGUAAAGAGAUGAACAAUAAACUGGCUGAGGCAAAAGAGUAAAUGUCACUGCACUUUUCUUUCUUUCUCAUUUUUUUCCUUUCUUUUUUUUUUUUUCUGUUUGAUUAAAUAAAGGCCACAAAAUUAAUUAGAGGCUUCUAAUCUGCUUUUUGUUCUGAUUGUAUUAGAAGCUUUUCUGUUUUAUUUCCAAGGAGGAUUAGGAAAUCCUUGUUUCUGAGGUCAGGUUGUUCUGCUUUGCCUGCACAACACGGCUCUGCACAGAGUGAGGGAUGUGAGAAUGCAUAAGCAGGGUCCUAAGAGAUGAAGGUGAUGGAUCAACAGUGAUUGCAUUCAACAGCUUGUCCCUUUCUUCGGGCUUGGUUCUUCAGUGCUUUGACAGCAUGCAAGUGCCCAUUGAGCCAUGGUGGGGCUGUGCUCUCAUCCAAUGAGGCCCUUUUGGGUUGGCCAUUGUUGUGCCAUCUCCCACUGGUGUCAACAGGUAAAGAGUUUGGAGGCAGAGAGGAUCAGGUUCAUUCAUGAUGCCAUGGAUAUGCUGUAAAUCCACCAAAAUCAAUGGUGUGGCCAAGAAGGAUUUCCCCUGGUGACAGUGAUGGGAAUUCUGCUCCAAGAAGCAACGGGGAAGGAGAUCCCAUGUAAGUAAAGGGCCAAAUCCUCUCCAAGGGUAGCUGGAAAUAUGUGUAGCUGCAUCAAGGCAGCUUCACUCAUUAACACCACUUGAAGUCCUUGAUGUAAAAAAAAAAAAGGUGAGGGAAGGUGCAGCGAGCAGUGAAAACAUUCCAAGCAUAUGGCAGGUUAGACUAGGUUGUCAGCAGGUUGUUCUUCCCUGUUGUUUUCCCUAAGUUAUGGAUCUUGUUAAUUAUUCCUGUUUUGUUUUGAAUCUUGGUCUAUUCACUUCUGGGAUGCCAAUAGGCAGAGCUAGGUUUCAGAAAGUGAUUUAGUUUGCAGGCCUGACCUUCCAAGGGGUAGAAAGAAAUGUGUCACCAAGGUUGGCUAGAGCUGUCAGCCCCCAUUGUGUUUAUUCUUCCAGCUGUUCAUGUUGGCUCAUGAGCAUCUCAAGAGGGCCAAAAAAAAUUACUGGGAUCCCUAGACUCCCUCCAGACAAGAUCUCAGGGUUUCAAUCAUAUUUACUGUGCUCUUACUCUAGGAAAUCCCCACAACCAGUUUGGAAGCCGUAAAUACAGCAGGACCAUUUGUCAGUGAGUAUGAACCGGCCCAACAGAUUGGCAUUGCAUGCCAUAGAAUUUGUGUCACUGGAUCAGUGGGAGAGCUGUGGUCCCAGUCCAAAUUUAUGUGCCUGAUUUCUGGAUUGGGUCCUAAAUGCAUAAGGAUUAAUCUUUAUCCCACCAAACUGAGCUGUUAAACUCUCCCAUGGCAGAGUGGCUGCAAGGUAAGAUGCAGGGUUCUUGUUACUUAUUUUUGCAGCUCCAAAUUUUCUCUCUUAAUAUGAAGUCCAGCUUGAAACUUGCAGUGGACAAUUAGAAAGCAUGAAGACAGAGAUGGGAUAGAGUAGAGAGGUGGUGUGUUGCUGUAGAGGUGGUGAAAUAAGGAAAGUCUUGCUGCUAGGGGUAAGACCCUAGCAGGAUGCUAGGGGUAUUUUAGAGAUGUGAAACUACCUAGCAGAAAAAUGGGUGAGUUGGGAAGGUGAGGAGUCCUAUUUUGGGGGUUACAUCCCAUUAGAAUUGGUCUUUUGGAAACAUAAAUGAGUGGUGGGCUACAAGGUUGAGUGAAAGUUUCCAAUGAGGAGGAAAGCUCUGUGAUAUACAGGUAGUGACAUUUGCUGGCUUUAGUAAUGAGUAAAUGCCAAGUUCAGUGUAUCAUGUGAUGUGUCCUGUUUGCCUUGCACUAAUAGCCUAAACCUUUGAGUAUCAGUAAGUGUAGUGUUUGAAUUAAGUGAUGUAAUUCCAAGCUUAGCUUUGUUAGAACUGUGUGCUAUGAGCUAGUCAGGUUGUGCAUGUGGAAAAUAUAUAUUCAUAUAUAUAAAUACAUAUAUAUAUUUAAACCUCCACUGUUUAGGAGGAAACCAGGGAAAAUCCUCCAGGAAGUAAAACUGUUGAAACAUUUGUGAAUGUAGGUUUUUUUGAUUGGUUGGUUGGUUGGUUGUUUGGUUGGUUGGUUGGGUUUUUUGUUGUUGUUGUUCGGUUUUUGUUCGUUUGUUUGUUUUUUGUUUGGUUGGGAUUUUUUUUAUGUGCAUGCCACAUGGAGAUGCUGACCUGUCCAUACUGAUCAUUGCUUUUCUGAGUGCUCAGAAGCCCCUGCAGCACUGCUCAGCUCUGUCUCCAGAUCAGCUCGGCAAAAGGCUUGUGUUGAGCUGGUGGAGUGUUGUGCUGCUUGCAGUUCUUCCUACCUGUCACAUGAGGGACAACUGGCCAGAGAAGAUGAGCUCCCAAGACUUGGUGUGAUUCCUUGGCUUUUAAGAUGCUUCAUGCAUCUUCAAACUCCUCAGUAAUGUCCUUUCCUACAGGAUGUAGCAUAAGCUGUGAAGAUGACAUGUCACAGCAGGCAGAACACAUCAGGAAGGCACUAGACAGUUCUAAUAGCUCAACACACCAAUCUUACAUGAGGACAGACCAUACAAAACAAUUCUUCCUGUUAUUUUUCAGCCCUAAGUUUCACAUUUAAAGAUACACCACUCUUGCCACUGUUUCACCUGGAAUUCAAUGAGAAUUUAGCCCUUGAUUUCAAGGUGAACUAAAUUUUGCCCAAGAAACAUCACUAAGAUGCUCAAAUCACCUAAUCCAAGCAUCUGCAUGAUUCUGGAGGAACCGCUGAUCAUCCAGCUUGGGAUGGUUUCUUCUUAAUGAAGAGCAUCCAUCAUAGUAUUUGAAACAUACACAGUGACUGGUCAGAAUAUAGCUUUAUUUUUCUUAAAUAAAUAUGCAUAUAAAUAUUUCCCGUUUAGUUUCCAUAAUACAUAGAAGGGUUUUUUUUUCCAUAAUACAUGAAAUUUUUCCAUAAUACAUGAAGCCCCAUGGCAAGGGGCUUGUAACGAGAAGAUCUUUACGGUGCUUUCCAACCGAAGCCAUUCCAUGAGCGCACUACAAAGCUAGGUGUGAAGUGUUAACCAGUGGUUUUAAUUUCCUCUCUAGUGAAGGAACUUUCCAAGAGUCAUUGAGCUGCCUAUUUUUGACACCUGUCUUUGGGUGGGAUGAAUGGUCCUUGAAAGGUUUUCUUUGCAGAAAGAGCUUGGGAGACUGGUAAGGGCUGGAUGCCUUCCUCUCACAUCAGCCAAAUAGGGAUAGAAAUCCUGGCUUGUGCUCCAUGUGCACCACAUCUGCAGCAUGCAUCCAAGCACAUACACAUAUCCAAGCACAUGGGCUGGCACUGCAUUGAAUGCCAGGAACUACAGCAGAGGCAAGCCUCAGGGUGAAAUCCUGCAGUGCUGUACCUUCCACAGACUCUGUGCCCAUCCAACCCACUCGCAUUUAUCAGAAAGGAGACCAAAUCUCUGCCAUUUCAAAUUCACUUUGGGCUCUGAACUUGUCAAUCCCACUGGGAAACAGUGCUGUGCUGUUAUGUGUUUCCACCUACCACAAUGCUGAUUCUGUUCCACUGCUGAUUUGUAGUAUUAUACUUUUAUUGUAAAAAGAAAAUAAAGAAAUUAUUUGCUUUUUACUCUGUGAGAGCUCCUGUGCUAUUGCUUGCUUUUGCAUUUUCACUGUUGUACUGUUACUCCUUUCUGCAAAAUGGUGCUAAUUGCUGGCUGAGCUCCUGACUGCUUUGCACACCAACCACCUGCUUCUUCAUUUGCAGCGCAGCCAGUGCCAAAACCUGGCACCCAUGCAUUCCAAGAAUUCUUGCCUCUUGGAGGCAGAUAGGAAGUGUCUAAUUAAUAUUUUGUGGCCUGGGUUUGGUUGCAUAUCACAAAUUGUCUCUUGUAAACAUGUUAAGCAUACCUCCUUGUGGUGCUUUUUCAUUGUUGAUAUUCUGAUGAAAGUCUCACACACACACACACUCACACACACACACACACACAUUAAUGUACCGCCAAUUGAUUGUGAUGUGCUUGUGAUCUUUGCUUGCUCAAAGGGUUCUUUUUCCAAUGAUAAAUAAAUGCUGAAGACAAAUACCA